Messenger RNA from Drosophila teissieri, 901 nucleotides. It is a transcript of the gene Fcp3C, whose product is annotated as follicle cell protein 3C-1. The coding region runs from base 67 to 864 and encodes 265 amino acids. NCBI's taxonomy places the organism in Eukaryota, Metazoa, Arthropoda, Insecta, Diptera, Drosophilidae. The record is from RefSeq and is a predicted model, not a curated record. The transcript is spliced from 3 exons.
GUAAGAAAUGGCUUAUAAAAUGGUUGGCGCAACGGCAGAAGUAUUCAGUGUCUCACAGUUACCACGAUGGCUGCGUUCAAGAGUUCCCUGCUGCUGCUGACGCUUCUGCUGGCCAUCCACCUGGAGGCCUCCAAGAUCGUCUACAAGAAGCCGCUCUACGGGAUGGGCAAUCUCAUCAAGGACAAGCGCGUGAAGACGAAACCUGUCAAGCUGGAAACCAGCAGCACCAGCAGCACCACCACGAGGAGCACCACCGCCGCAGAGGAUUGGCCAACGGCCGUUGAGUUUGUGAUCAUGACGACGCCCGCCAGCGAGCUGGAAGCCAGCUCGGAAUCCGUUGGUGCCACCAAUGGCACCACAGAAUCGCCUGUUGGUGAGGCGCCCCACCUAGGAUCGUCGGAGGGAUCCACCAGAACCAUCCAGGCGGAACCAUCCACCAGCUCACCGCUGAGCACAACGCCAUCGAGCAGCAGUCCGGUGAGCAGCAUUCCCUCGCCACCGACACCGGGAGUGCUCGUCCAGGAUAAUCAGCCAGUUCCCUGCACCUGCGGCGUCUUCCUCUCCUCGCAAAUACCCAAUGGCUUGCCCACGAAGCCACUUAUACACCAGGAAUUGGAUCACAUGUUCCCCUGCAAUGCCAUCGGUCGCAAGCAGUGUCAAACCAAAUGCCUGGAAACGAUCGUACAGCACCUGCCGAAUUCCGCAAAUAUAGUGUGCUCGGCGCUGGGUCACGAUUGCCACAAGGAACGGGCGUAUUUGUUCAUCAAGAACUGCCACAACCAAUGGGUUAAUACGAAUCUGCAGGCGGGCAGGGAGUACUGUUGUCGCUCUGGCGUUCCCUACCGCUGCCCUUUGAUGGGUUAACACGCUGCAAAUGAAAUAAAUGCCUGAUAUGAAACAA